UUCACACAUAUGUAAAUAAUGCAUCGGGUCAUAUUGAUUGAUGAUGUUCGAUUGAGAGUGAAAACUAGCACAGUCACUUGCUGUACAAUAUCUGACUGUGAUUGAAAGUAUUUUAAAAUCAACUCAAAUAUUAAUUGAUAUCUUUUUAUUGAUUCACGCAUGUAUAUGUAUUUUAGUGUGGUAUUUGCCACCUUUACCAGUGGAGUAGGAAGAUGUGCGAAUGCACUUGAGUAAGAUUAUUUAAAUUUACCUUCUAAACAUUUUUGAAGACUUUUUUCCUUUGCAAAAUCACAGUUUGAGAGCGAUUAUUGAUAUACAGCGUAGAUGAAUAUGUGGGUUAAGGCAUAGGUAAUAUCAAAUAUGAAUAGGCAAAUGGAGAAAAAUAAAUAAUUGAAACGCACAAUUGCUUUCAUGCGAAGGGUAGUCGUACAGAGUGGAAGUUCUCCCCUUUUGAAAAUAAUGGUCAGUUUUUACAGAGCAGCCAACGUGUGAAGACGCUUACUUUUCCUCUGCCGUGACUUUGUGAAAAUUAUCCAAAAUGUCGAGCAACACUACAGCUCCUUACGCCCUCCUUGCAGGUGAGAAUCCUGUGUUUUUAGCCUAUGUAACGUGGGCUUGUAUUUUAGGCAUCAAGAUGCUGUUGAUGUCUCCGCUGACAGGAACAUUUCGUGUGAAAAAUGCGGCCUUUGCGAAUCCCGAGGAUUUGCCCAAGCAAACGACGGAGCUCAAAACCGACGAACAGGUGGAAAGAGUUCGUCGUGCGCAUUUAAAUGACAUGGAAAACAUUUUGCCAUUUCUCACCAUCGGACUCAUUUAUGUCCUCACCAACCCUAACCCAAUGAUUGCCAUCAUUUUGUUCAGAGUUGCAGGAACAGUGAGGAUUAUCCACACUAUCAUUUAUGCUAUUUAUCCGAUCCGACAGCCAGCUCGUGCGAUUUGUUUCUUUACUUGCUUUUUUAUUACCAUUUACAUGGCAGUUAUGUGCAUUAUCCGAUUUUGGUUUAUUUAAAGCCAAUAAUAUUGCUAUUAAUUUUCAAAGUUGCUCAAUUGCCACCACAAUUUACUGUUCUGUCAUAUUGCCUAAAUUUUGGCACUCUCAAUAUUAUGAAAUUUCACACGACUGUAAAGUGUAAUAUGUGUUAAAUAGCGUGGCAAAAUAUUAACCGACACAGUUCUUUAAUUGUUUUAUGUACGAAAUAUAAUGUAAAACUAUUUGUGAAAUGUGAGAUAUGGAAUGGGUUACGUGUGCGUAAUUAUGUGAGCUAUCUUGAACUUGAAACAACAUUGCCAUUGAUUUUACAUUAGCAUAGUGGCUCUUUGAUGUGUUUGUAAUGUGUAACGCUUUAGUGGUAUUAUUCAAUACCAAAUGAACUCAUUUGGCUUUCUCCUGGGACUUGUACGUUAGUAUUUUAUUCCCUAAAGAGUAAUGUUACGUAAGAGAAUCACAUUGCAAAAAGAAAGUCAUUUUUGUAAAAUAAAAACAGCUUCUGCUAAAAUUGCAGUGUGUG
Messenger RNA from Phlebotomus argentipes, 1508 nucleotides. Its product is annotated as microsomal glutathione S-transferase 1-like. The transcript is spliced from 2 exons. Bases 539 to 1009 code for a protein of 156 amino acids. Lineage: Eukaryota; Metazoa; Arthropoda; Insecta; Diptera; Psychodidae. The record is from RefSeq and is a predicted model, not a curated record. Gene Ontology annotation, cellular component: membrane.